GCAGGUGAUCAGAUUUUAGAUUCAGUUACCUGGUCAUUUUACCAAACUAACAGUCUUUUUUUUUUUGUUCUGAACUAAGUAACAACGUCAAAGAACAAGGCAAUUAAGCCAAUCUCAUCCAACACUGAUGAAGUCAUCAUCGCCUUCAUCUGGUAGCUAAAACUCUGUCUCGAUCCAGAUCUGCUCACACAACACCUCUCCUUCAAAUCAACAAUGUCACCCUCCUCCCGCAAACAACACUACGCAACGAGCAGCCUCGUAGUCGGCUACGCGCUCUGCUCCAGCCUCCUCGCCGUCAUCAACAAACUCGCAAUCACCUUCUUCAACUACCCAGGCCUCCUCACCGCCCUCCAGUACCUAACCUCCUCCCUCUCCGUCCUCCUCCUCGGCAAAUCCGGCCUCCUCCGCCACGACCCCUUCACCCUCCCCACAGCCAAGAAGUUCCUCCCCGCCGCCGUCGUCUUCUACCUCGCCAUCUUCACCAACACCAACCUCCUCCGCCACGCCAACGUCGACACCUUCAUCGUCUUCCGCUCCCUCACCCCUCUCCUCGUCUCUCUCGCCGACACCCUCUUCCGCUCCCAGCCCCCUCCCUCCCGCCUCACCUUCCUCUCUCUCCUCGUCAUCCUCGCCGGCGCCGUCGGCUACGUGGCCAACGACUCCGCCUUCACCCUAACCGCCUAUUCCUGGGCCCUGGGGUAUCUCGUCACCAUCACAACCGAGAUGGUCUACAUCAAGCACAUGGUCUCGAGCCUCGAGCUGAACACGUGGGGUUUCGUGCUCUACAACAACCUCUUGUCUCUGAUGAUCGCUCCCGUGUUUUGGUUUCUCACCGGGGAACACACGGAGGUUUUCGCGGCGGUGAGUGCGAACGGAGGGAGCUUGUUCGAGCCCGUUGCGUUUUUCGCCGUGGCCUUGUCGUGUGUGUUUGGUUUUCUUAUUAGCUUCUUUGGGUUUGCUGCGAGGCAAGCGAUCUCCGCGACUGCUUUUACCGUGACUGGUGUGGUGAACAAGUUUUUGACUGUGGUGAUUAAUGUUUUGGUUUGGGAUAAGCAUGCCACUCCUGUUGGGUUGGUUUGUUUACUUGUUACUAUCUGUGGUGGUGUUGGGUAUCAGCAGUCUGUGACCGUUGUUAAGAAACCGACCAAUGGUACCGGGAAGGUUGAUGAUGAUGAGUCGAUGGAGUUGAUUCCGGAUGUGAAACAGCGGUGACAUGUCCAAUCUGCUAGGAGUUAGUUGGCAAAUGAAUGGAUUAUAGUUUUUUGGAGUUUCAUGCUUCAAAAUGUUUCUUUUUUUUUUGAAGUUAAUAUAAUCUGUAAAUCCUCUCAGUUGAAACAUAGCAAGUGAACCAGAUCUUUGUAUUGAUAUCUAUUUGAUUCAGAACAUCUGUACGUGUCACCAGCAUUUUAUAAUUGUAACCCUGUCAUCGAUUUCUUAGUU
This is a messenger RNA of Raphanus sativus (radish), 1440 nucleotides long. RefSeq names its product GDP-fucose transporter 1. The coding region runs from base 214 to 1212 and encodes 332 amino acids. The transcript is spliced from 2 exons. Lineage: Eukaryota; Viridiplantae; Streptophyta; Magnoliopsida; Brassicales; Brassicaceae. The record is from RefSeq and is a predicted model, not a curated record. Gene Ontology annotation, molecular function: antiporter activity; GDP-fucose transmembrane transporter activity. Gene Ontology annotation, cellular component: Golgi apparatus.